Molecule: messenger RNA, 532 nt
Organism: Acaulospora colombiana
Lineage: Eukaryota; Fungi; Glomeromycota; Glomeromycetes; Diversisporales; Acaulosporaceae
Source: the annotation of a GenBank genome assembly
AUUCGUGGGUCUAGAAGAUUUGACGAUUCGUGGGUCAUUCCGAAGGUCGAUUGGGCCGCUCUGGAUAGAUGGAACUGGAGAGUCCUACUGGGGUGCCUAUUCCAACCUCACUAGACUGCAACUAAUCGAUUGUGGUAACGUAUACCCACCUCAAAUCGCAGAGCUCAUUUGCCACUUCCCUUCCCUCGAGUACUUUCUGAUAUCCGCUUGCGGGCACGGCCCGUCCCGGCCACAUGGUCGAGAGAAGGGAUGGAGCUCUCAACCAAGUGGAUGGUGGAAUCAACGGAAACCACUGACACUGAUGCAUAUUGAACAUAUGCUGGCUUGGGAGAUGCUAGUUAUGGGGACGAUUCCUGCACUGGAGAUCAGGACUGUCAGUCUUUACACUGGUGAUCUCGCAAGAACAUUCAUGGACGAUAACGAGGUGUUUCCACAUCUAAAGCUACUUCGGGCUGAAUGUUUGGAGGGCAAAAGAUUUGGUGGACGCGGGAGCUUGGAAAAUGAACGCAGCUCAGAGACAGAUUUGAAGGUG